CUUUAACAUGUAUUUCACGUACAGAUCAGUAUCGGGACGAAUAGUAGGCUCUGUUUGGUGGUUCUUCACACUAAUCAUAAUAUCUUCAUAUACGGCUAAUUUGGCCGCUUUUCUCACUGUCGAGCGUAUGGUUACGCCAAUCAAUUCAGCCGAUGAUCUCUCUAAACAAACCGAAGUGGAGUACGGUGUUUUGCGAUAUUCAUCUACAAUGGAGUUCUUUAGAAAAUCCAAAAUAACUGUUUACUCACGAAUGUGGGAAUUCAUGAGCGCUAAGCCUAACGUCUUCGUAGACUCUUAUAAGGAGGGCAUCAGAAGAGUGAGGGAAUCAAAGGGCAAAUAUGCCUUUCUUAUAGAAUCGACACAAAAUGAUUAUAUUAAUGAACGCCAACCGUGCGAUACCAUGAAAGUAGGCCGUAAUUUAGAGUGUUCGCACCCGUACUCCACUUCGGUUUGUUUAGAGAGAUCAUCGGCUGAAUUGAUUGGCGUAACCAUACGCUCAACAGUGAGAAAAGCGGCCAAAUUAGCCUAUUUGAGACUACUUUUGAAUUUUCUCCAGAAAUCGAUUCGUAGCGAAGACAGUGAUUACAUCCCGGGAAGACUGGGCUUUGCGCCAAACAGAGAGUUAUUGAGGGAGAAAUCAUUGGAAACUUUUGGUCCGCAAAGAGUGUCUUCGUAUCGCCACUCGUGUGGAGAAAAUCUCGAAACUAAGAACAAUACAACCGAAACACCGAUAUAUGAGAGGUUCAUGAAUGAGAAGAUUCCCGGAUUCUUCUUCACCGGCUUCUUAAUCAUUAUCGAGAUUCCCAAAGACAUGAAUGGCUUCGUAAAGUCAAUCACUCUCUCGCGGGCGGAUGUUAUAGUCAACGGCGCGAUCGCAAUGUCCGACUCC
This is a messenger RNA of Medioppia subpectinata, 889 nucleotides long. The record is from the annotation of a GenBank genome assembly. Lineage: Eukaryota; Metazoa; Arthropoda; Arachnida; Sarcoptiformes; Oppiidae.